Torulaspora globosa is the source of this 357-nucleotide messenger RNA. RefSeq names its product Dpa10p (gene DPA10). The transcript has a single exon. The record is from RefSeq and is a predicted model, not a curated record. Lineage: Eukaryota; Fungi; Ascomycota; Saccharomycetes; Saccharomycetales; Saccharomycetaceae. The coding region runs from base 1 to 357 and encodes 118 amino acids.
AUGCCUCUGGCAGUCCAGACGAUCCUUAUCUCUUGUCUGCAGUCUUCUGUAUUAUCCAUAAAAGACAUUCAACAAAAAAACUACCAUAAGAUGACCUUUAGAACCACCACUGCUCAUGCCCUGAAAGCAGCCUGCCGGACUUUUACGCCUCGGUCGGGUCUGCAGACGACUACUUUUCCCACCGUGUCGUCGAGCUCGCGUUACCACACAGUGCAGUGUUUCGUGAACGAGCACAGUAAGGGCCUCCUGGACAGCUACUCGCAAGGCGGAUCUGGUGGCAGGACCACCAGACCCACCGUGGUGAUCAGCAGCGACAGUGAUGAGAUUGAGACCGUUUCGGGUCACGUGCGCGUUUAG